CCCAAAUGAUUCGCGGGAAAAAGUAAAAAAUGGCGACUAGCAGAGUUUGAACUUUAGCGCCUGUACACAUAUUUGCAAGAAGAGACAACUCCUCGCUAAUGGAACGUUACUCAACAGCAACAACAAUAUUUCGAGUUUUAUCGAACCUGGGUUGGAAGUUUAUCAAGGGGGAAGUGUUGUAGUGUGUGGACAGCCCAGCUGCAGCAUGUUGGAGUCAGCAUACAGAGAUGACUUCUGCAGUGUGGAGCCGAAGAAGGGGCUGGAUGCCAAGCGUCUACCCCAGAAGAGGGAGCGGAGCUUCACAGAUCUGGAGAGCAGCCUGACCGUGGGCCAGUAUGUCCUGUGUCGAUGGUCUGAUGGCCUAUACUACCUGGGGAAGGUCCAGAGAGUGAGUGCCUCCAAGCAGAGCUGCUUUGUUACUUUUGAAGAUAAUUCAAAAUUCUGGGUUCUCUGGAAAGACAUCCAACAUGCUGGAGUUCCGGGGGAGGAACCCAAAUGCUCGGUUUGUUCUGAAAUGGUGCUGGUGUCUGACAAUGAGAUCCUGAUAUGUGGGAAAUGUGGAAUAGGUUACCACCAGCAGUGCCACCUGCCAGAGGUGGAGAGCUCAAUGGAUUUGUCACCAUGGUUUUGCAGGAGGUGCAUCUUUGCUUUAGCUGUGCGGAAAGGGGGAGCUCUCAAAAAGGGCGCUAUAGCAAAAGCACUGCAGGCCAUGAAGCAGGUGCUUACCUACAACCCAGCAGAGCUGGAGUGGGAUUCUCAGCACCGCACAAAUCACCAACAGUGUUAUUGCUACUGUGGAGGACCUGGAGAGUGGUACUUGAAGAUGCUGCAGUGUUUUCGGUGUCAACAGUGGUUCCAUGAGGCCUGUAUCCAGUGCCUACAGGAGUCCAUGAUGUUUGGAGAUAGGUUUUACUUGUUCAUCUGUUCCGUGUGUAAUAAAGGACUGGAGUAUAUUAAGCGCCUGGCUCUCCGAUGGGUGGACGUGGUGCACUUGGCACUUUACAACCUGGGAGUCCAGAGUAAGAAGAAGUACUUUGAGCUGGAGGAGAUCCUUAACUUUGUCAGCAACAACUGGGAGCAUUUCCAUUUGGGCAAGCUCUCCAAUACUCCUCCAACAGAAAGAGGCCAAUAUCUCCUUGAUGCUCUGAACAACUACAAGAGCAAGUUUCUCUGCGGGAAGGAGAUCAAGAAGAGGAAAUGUAUCUUCCGCCUGAGGACACGCGUUCCACCGAACCCUCCCUCCAAACUCUUUCCUGAGAGGGCCCAAAACGAGGGAUGGAGAGGACGAAAGAAAGGCCCAGACAGGAACAGCUCUCUCCCAGCAGAGAAGAGGAGGAAGAAAAGGUCGAAAUGGUUGCUGGAGGACGCCAUUCCCAAUAAUGACCUGACCUCAGCCUGGAGCACCAACCAUCAUAUGGCCAACAUCUUUGACUUCACAUUGGACGAGUUACAAAGCCUCAAAAGCACUAGCUCGGGGCGGACCUUCAGUCUUGACCUGGACUCCACAGACGCUGCCAGCACCUCUGGGUCCGCCACCACCAGUGUCUCCUACGACUUCAGGAAGAAUGUUGGCAGUCGUAAGAGGAAGCUGCCCACCUCUAACUAUACGGUGCUGGCCACCAAGAAGGAGGUGGUGGAGAGCGAGCUGAGCCCCAUGGAGCUGAGCCUACCAGGAGAGGAGGCUGCCUCCGCGAUGCUGGACAACGCGAUCGACAGCCACACCUUUGACAGCAUCAGCGAGGAUGACUCCUCCCUCUCCCACCUCAAGUCGUCCAUCACCAACUACUUUGGGGCGGCGGGGCGGCUCACCUGCGGAGAGAAGUACCAGGUGCUGGCCCGCCGGGUCACUCCAGAGGGGAAGGUGCAGUAUUUGGUGGAAUGGGAGGGCACCACUCCCUACUGACCUAGCCGGCCAGACCGGCUGGCUGCUGCAGUCAGGAGGUAUCGCAGAGGAAGGGGGAGUAAUAGGCAAGAUCGGCCGAGCAAGGCCUACCUGGUUGUACUCGUUUAUUUUUUUCAUGUUACUUUCUCUUGCCCUACAGUGCUAUCUUAAUUUCAGUAUAUAAUAUUAUUUUGGGUAUAUUGAACCAAUUUGGUAGUGUCCUCUUGAGCAUCAUGAAUAGUAACAAAGCCUGAAAAACUGUGUUCCGAAUGCUAGUUUGAAUAGGUUUGUGAUGGUAAAGAUAACGAAAGAGUUGGCUCAGAGUUCCAAGAUAGAACAAUACCACUGAUUCUAAAGGAUGGGAGCAAAACUGUCGGAAGAACACUACUAAAACACGGACUCUGUGUCCCUAAAUUCAACAAUAUUCUGCUCUAUUAAUAGUUUUUCCACAGUAUUUUUGAAAACGUCCUGUUUAGAAUUAUUUCACAAUAACAGCAAUAUGCCAUAUCUAUGCCACAUUUACAGAGCCUUCAGAAAGUAUUCAUGUCCCUUGACUUAUUCCACAUUUUGUUCUGUUACAGCCUGAAUUCAAAAUGUAUUGUUUCCACCCAUCUAUACACAAUUACCCCAUCUACACACACUACCCCAUGUUGCAAAUGUAGGGAAAAUGAAAUACACAAAUAUCUAAUUCACUUAAGUAUUCACAGCCCUGAGUCAAUACUUUGUAGAAGCACCUUUGGCAGCGAUUACAGUUGUGAGUCUUUCUGGUUAGGUCUAAGCGCUUUCCACACCUGAAUUGUGCAACAUUUGCCCAUUUUAUUAUUUUCCAAAUACAAGCUCUGGAAAUUGGUUGUUGGAUCAUUGCUAGACAACCAUUUUCAGGUCUUGCCAUAGAUUUAAAUCAAAACUAUAUCUUGGCCGCUCAGGAACAUUUGCUGUCUUGGUAAGCAACUCCAGUGGGCUAGCUAUGCCACUAGCGAUUCUGGGUUCGAGUCCUAGGCUCUGUCGCAGCCAGCCCUGUCCGGGAGACCCAUGGGGCGACGCACAAUUGGCCCAGCGUCGUCCGGGUUAGGAGAGGGUUUGGCGUGGAUGUCCUUGUCACAUCGCGCACUAGCGACUCCUAUGGCGGGCUGGGCGCAGUGCAAAAAAAAAAAAGCUACUCCAGUGUAUAUUUGGCCUUGUGUUUUAGGUUAUUCUCCUGCUGAAAGGUAGAUUUGUCUCAUGGUGUCUGGUGGAAAACAGACUGAAUCAGGUUUUCCUCUAGGAUUUUGCCGAUGUUUUAGCUACAUUCCGUUUCUUAGCCCCCCAGUCCUUAACAAAACAAAUUGAUUGGAGAAGAUUUGGAAAGGCAUACAAGUGUCUAUAUAGGGCCCCACAGUUGACAGUGCAUGCCAGAGAAAAAACCAAGGCAUCAGGUCGAAAGGAAUUGUCCAUAGAGCUCAUAGACAGGAUUGUGUCAAGGCACAGAUUUCGGGAAGGGUACACAAAACAUUUCUGCAGCAUUGAAGGUCUCUAAGAAAACAGUGGCCUCCAUCAUUCUUAAAUGGAAAAAGUUUGGAACCACCAAGACUCAUCUUAGAGCUGCCCGCUCAUCCAAGCUGAGCAAUCAGGGGAGAAGGGCCUUCGUCAGGAAGGUGACCAAGGACCCAGUUGUCACUCCGACAGAGCUCCAGAGCUCCUCUGUCGAGUUAGGAGAACCUUCCAGAAGGACAACAAUCUCUGCAGCACUCCACCAAUCAGGCCUUCAUGGCAGUGUGGUCAGACGGAAGCCACUCCUCAGUAAAAGGCAAAUGACAGCCCGCUUGGAGUUUUCCAAAAGGCACCUAAAGACUCUCAGACUAUGAGAAACAAGAUUUUCUGGUCUGAUGAAACCAAGAUCGAACUCUUUGGCCUAAAUGCCAAGCAUCACGCCUGGAGGAAACCUGGCACCAGCCCUACGUUGAAGCAUUGUGGUGUCAGCAUAAUGCUGUGGGGAUGUUUUGGGACAAGUCUCUCUCUGGAGAGACCUGAAAAUAGCUGUGCAGCAAAGCUCACCAUCCAACCUGACCGAGCUUGAGAGGAUCUGCAGAUAAGAAUGGGAGAAACUCUCCAAAUACAGGUGUGCCAAGUUUGUAGCGUCAUACCCAAGAAGACUCGAGGCUGUAAUUGCUGCCAAACUUGCUUCAACAAAGUACUAAGUAAAAGGUCUGAAUUCUAUGAUAUUCUUGUUUUUAAUAAAUAUGCCAAAUGUUUUAAUUUUUUUUGCUUUGUUGUUAUGGGCUAUUGUGUGUAGAUUGUGGAAAAUGUAAUCCAUUUUAGAAUAAGGCUGUAAUGUAAAAAAAAAUGUGGAAUGCAUCAAGGGGUCUGAAUGCACUGUAUAAUUUCAUAUUUUUUGGAGUGGUGGCAACAAUUUAGCAGCGGCAGCUCGCCUCUGCUAAUGAAUAUAGGUGGAAACACUGGCAAACACUGCAAGCACCUCUUAUAUAGUGUAUAGUCCUGGUUUUCCUUUGGCUCUGUUUAUGCUGACAUAGGUAGUAUGGCUAAGUAGAUACAAAACUUGUAAUUUCCCGGAAAUGCAAUGCAGAUGGUGGAGAGCUUAACAUAGUACUUUUAGACACUGUAAGAUCUUUUUUGACAUUUAAAAUCUAGAAAGUUUCAAUGAGAAUAUUAUGGACUUCAAGGGGUAGUCUUGGUUUAUUUUCUUACAAUAUCCAAAGAUUUCUUUACAUAUUCCUCCCAUCCAUAGUUAUUUCUGUGUUGCCUUAAGAGAUAUAUAUAUAUAUAUAUAUCUGUUGAUUUACUUUUCACUAACAGUGAAACCUGGGUCGUGUUCCUUCGGGCGCUCAGUGGAAAAAACAAAUAUUUGUGUUUAGGGCUUCAUAUGACAAGUCCAGGUCGUCCCUCCCUGUUUCAUUUUGUUUCCUUCUUUUUCUGCCUAAUGAACAUGAUACAGAAAAUAAAUAUUUGAUUUCAAUAAGUCAGUACAUUAUAAAAGAUAAAUGAUGCUUUCCUAUUAACAUUUCUACCUGCAUAACCCCCUUUGCUUCAUUGCACUAUUGACAUCUUAAACUAUGCAAGUAUUUUUUUUUCAAUUCCUUUUUACUAAAUAACCAAAUAUUAUUUACAAAUAGUUUUAAUUGAUGAAUAUGGAAAUUUGUGAUCAGAAGUCACAUGCUAUAUGCGUUUAUAUUAUUAAUAAGAAAAGUUUGAAGCUAAUUGUAAUAUUUUUCCCAAAUGGCAUUUUGCAACCAUUUAUGCUCUUAUGUCUUUAAAUUACAGUAUGACUGUAUUCACUCUAAAACAAAACUGUUUACAUGAGUAGAUUCAUAUCUAUCCUAUGGAGUCUCCAUUUAAUAUAAUUUUUUUGGAUGAUUCUUGAAGUGACAUGUCAAUGGUAAACUUUGUUCAAUGUUUUACAAUAAUAGGCCUUUUUACCAUGUAACAUGCCCAGAGCUGUGUAGAUAGAGAACAUACUGUAUACCUUUCUCCUAUUUGCUAUGCUUGUUAGAAAUGAUAUCUCUAAGCGAGUAUUGUGCAUCCUUUAUUUGUAAUUUGUAAAAUCUUUAUUUGUUAUUUUGAAUUGUAAUUAAAAGCAUUUUGAGA
Oncorhynchus masou masou (cherry salmon) is the source of this 5464-nucleotide messenger RNA. Its product is annotated as PHD finger protein 19-like. The transcript has 15 exons. Gene Ontology annotation, biological process: chromatin organization; regulation of DNA-templated transcription. Gene Ontology annotation, molecular function: DNA binding; chromatin binding. The record is from RefSeq and is a predicted model, not a curated record. The coding region runs from base 206 to 1903 and encodes 565 amino acids. NCBI's taxonomy places the organism in Eukaryota, Metazoa, Chordata, Actinopteri, Salmoniformes, Salmonidae. Gene Ontology annotation, cellular component: nucleus.